This is a messenger RNA of Thalassophryne amazonica, 2851 nucleotides long. RefSeq names its product probable G-protein coupled receptor 149. Gene Ontology annotation, biological process: neuropeptide signaling pathway. Gene Ontology annotation, molecular function: neuropeptide binding; G protein-coupled receptor activity. The coding region runs from base 36 to 2339 and encodes 767 amino acids. The record is from RefSeq and is a predicted model, not a curated record. The transcript is spliced from 5 exons. Gene Ontology annotation, cellular component: membrane; neuron projection. NCBI's taxonomy places the organism in Eukaryota, Metazoa, Chordata, Actinopteri, Batrachoidiformes, Batrachoididae.
AGGAGACAAAGUUCACUGAGCGAGAGAGAAAAAAAAUGUCAACGACGCACCUCAGCUCCCCGGCGCCCAACCAGAGCUCCUUAUCCACGGACGCGUACGAGAAGGACCCGUCGGAGGCGGAGAGGAGAAUCCGCAUGUUGCUUUUCGCUUUGUGCGUAACGAUCGCCGCCGUUACGUUUGCCGGAGGUGUGUACUCGCUUCUCUGCCUCAUCCGGAUGAGGAGGAAAACGUCCCUGUGCGUGAUCGUGGCUUCCAUGUCCGUGGACGACCUGCUGAGCGUGGUGCCGCUCUCCCUCUUCAUGCUCCUGCAGUGGGAGAAAGACGAGGGCGGCGGAUCGGGGAGUCUGUGCACUCUGUCGGGACUCCUCUACGUCUUCCAGGGGGUCUCCAGCAACAUGAAGGCUUGCCUUAUAGCAGCUUACACUUUUUAUGUCACCAGGAGGUUCGGGGUGCUCCAGUCGGCGCGCCGGCCCGUGGCGGUGAUGUGGGCUGUGGCGGGCGUGUGGGCGGUCAGCCUGGCCGUCAGCCUCCCGCCUGUGUGCGGAUGGGGCAGCUUCACCCCGUCCUCUCUGGGCUGCUUCCCGGAGAGUGACAGCUUCUACACCCUACUGCUGUUCUGCGUGUACUCGCUGUGUUUGUCCGGCUUGCUGAUCUUCUUCGUGCCGCUGACCUACCAGCUGCUGUGCUCCAGGGAGCCCCAGAGGACUCUGCUGUGUCCCGGCUACGGAGAGAUGGAGCGCGCGCUGAGCGGUUCCGCGGCCCUCUGCGACUUCCAGUCCUUCUCCCGGGACAGUUUGGACAAAAGUUUCGGCGGCUACAACGAGCUGAGUCCGAGUUCGUGGGGGACGCGGCUGCAGCUCCGGGGCGGCGGAGACAGCUGCGUGUCUGUGGGCGUGCGCGGGGUGCCGGCUGUGGGCGACACGCCGGCAGUGUUUGCGCAAAAACGUUUCUCCAUGAUCCUGGCGGUGGUCAGGGUGGUUUUGUGGAUGCCAAUGAUGACAUUGGUGCUGGUGCAGCAUGCAGUGGAAGUGCACAGCGCAUCUCUGGAGACUCUGUGCUUCUUUCUGACUUUUCUCGCCCCUGCGGUCACUCCACUGUUUGUACUGUCUGAGCGCUGGAUCCAUAUGCCAUGUGGGUGCUUCAUUAACUGCAAACGGGAUCCGCUGCAGCAACCCUCAGUGUUUAAACGAAGAUUCGAAUUCAACCUCUCCUUCCAACAAGGUUAUGGUGUGUACAAAUUAUCCCACGCUGCCAUAUCUCCGCACAGCCCUCCCACUGAGAAGCCCGACUAUGACAGCCUUUUUAACAUCGACUUCCCCACUACUCAUCUCGAUGUACUACAAAGCAGUGGCCUCUCCAGCUUUGGGCCUGAUUUUGAAAUCAGCACCACGUGCCCGGUGGAUAGCUCCUGUCAUGCAGACCUCAUAUUGGAGGCAGACACUGGUGGAAGAGAGGCGCUGGCUGCUUGUCCAUCACUUCCCCAUGAUGACCACGGAGAUGAUGAUGACUUCCGCUGCGUCCCCUCACCCCCCUGUAACCACCAUGAGCAGGGCUGUGACCUCACAGACAAGUCGUCAGUGUUCGAGGGGCCAGAGAGGAGGCUGUCGCAUGAGGAGUGUCGGAAAAUUGAGCUGACCGAUUGGGAAUGGUGCAGGAGUAAAUCAGAGAGAACACCCAGACAGCGUUCUCCAGGCGGUUUGUCAAUCCCUCUAUGUGCCUUCCAAGGCACUGUAUCAUUGCAAGCACCCACAGGAAAGACUCUAUCUCUUUCCACCUACGAGGUCAGCAGUGAUGGACUCAAAAUUUCUCCAAACAAUGCCAAGAAGGUGGAAGUCUACAGGUCCAAAUCAGUUGGCCAUGAGCCAAGUGCCGAUGACAAAACAUCAACAUGUCAAGCUGGAGACAUGAACACCAGUUGCAUCGGUUCAGGCAUGGACAUCGACAUUGGUAUGGGAAUUGGAGCUGGUGUAGGGGACACCAAUGUUAAGAUCCACCUAGAGGUUCUGGAGAUCUGUGAGAAUGAGGAGGCCAUGGACAGCGUCUCCAUCAUCUCCAACAUCAGUCAGUCCUCCACCCAUGCCCGCUCACCAUCGCUGCGUUACUCACGGAGGGAAAACCGCUUUGUCUCUUGUGACCUGGGUGAGACAGCCUCUUACUCUUUGCUCAUUCCCAGCAGUGGCAACCCAGAGGCAGAGACCAUCAAUAUCACUAUACCUGACACUGUGGAGGCCCACCGACAGAACAGCCAGCGCCAGACCCAGGAAAGCUCUGGAUAUCAUGAAGAGAUACAGCUGCUCAAUGAGGCCUACAGAAAGCAAGCUGAAGAUGGGCAAGACUGAAACACACAGAGGCAUUGUCCCAGAAAGAAUAAGACAUUUUCUGUCAUUUAUUUCUCAUUCAUACAGAUGACUGAAAUAAGACUUAUCUAUUUGCGCCUACUGGUAGUUCCUCUUCAGACAGCAUUGUUAGUCGAUGGGAUAAAUAGAUUAGGCUGUAAAAGAAAUGCUAACAGAUGUCAUUGUAAACUGUUGUAAAUGAGAUGCAGAGAGCAAGAGUAGGUGGACAAAUCAUUUGUAUUCCUGCCAUCACUUCCACCAUAUGGCAGCCAGACGUAGAAGAGGAGGAGCUGAGGCAGAGUCACAUGUACACAUGCCGUGUACAUUACGUCACCAGUGACUCAGUUGUGUGCUGAUUUCUUAAAAGGGUCACGUGAUCCAUGUGUCUGAGUGAUCCCUGUAUGUAGUGGCGAGACUGUUUUUGAGUGACUGAUUAACAAAUGUAGUUUGAGGGUGAAGAUGCAGGUUCCAGGAGAGUGUGUCAACUGCCAAUAGUGUUCAAAUGAUUUUCCAUA